This is a messenger RNA of Rhopalosiphum padi (bird cherry-oat aphid), 1157 nucleotides long. RefSeq names its product U1 small nuclear ribonucleoprotein C (gene snRNP-U1-C). Gene Ontology annotation, molecular function: pre-mRNA 5'-splice site binding; zinc ion binding. Lineage: Eukaryota; Metazoa; Arthropoda; Insecta; Hemiptera; Aphididae. The transcript has 2 exons. Gene Ontology annotation, cellular component: U1 snRNP; nucleus. Gene Ontology annotation, biological process: spliceosomal snRNP assembly; mRNA splicing, via spliceosome; mRNA 5'-splice site recognition. The record is from RefSeq and is a predicted model, not a curated record. The coding region runs from base 200 to 643 and encodes 147 amino acids.
GGCGACGCGGUCUGCGGAUAAAUGCAGUAAACAAAAAUAUGUUAUAUUAUUAUUAUUUCAUUCUUAAUUUCUUAGUUCUUAUUAAUUAUAAUAAGAUUGUGUUUUAAACGGUUUACGAAUAAAAACGAUUACCGAAAACGACCAGUUAAUAAUAUAUUAAUAUUUUUGUUUCUGUUAGUGGCGUACCUACCGCACAGCCAUGCCGAAAUACUAUUGCGAUUAUUGCGACACGUACCUGACGCACGAUUCGCCAUCGGUGAGGAAGACCCACUGCCAGGGCCGCAAGCACAAGGAUAACGUCAAGUUUUAUUAUCAGAAGUGGAUGGAGGAACAGGCGCAGAACCUGAUCGAUGCCACGACAGCUGCAUACAAAGCUGGUAAGAUCGGCAUGAAGGGAGUGUGUAUACCACCACCGAACAUGGGCCAAGCGGCGCCACAAAUGCCCAUGCCACCUGGUUCCAUCAUGCCGCCCGGACAGAUGCCAAUGGGCGCACCCCCAAUGAUGUCCAUGCCGCCAAUGAUGCGACCACCCAUGGGACAGAUGCCGAUGGGGGCCCCGCCGCCAAUGAUGCCCCCGAUGCCACCAAAUAUGAGACCGCCCAUGAUGGCCAAUCCACCUCCUAAUGUCCAAGCUCAACAAUAAAAUAAGUACACAAACUUGUUGGUUUGUAUUAACAAGACAGUCAUUAAAUGUUAUACAGUGUAUAUUAAAUAUUUCCACCUCAAUUCUCACCAUUAUCUACAUAAAAAAAUGUUAAUAGUAUUCAAUAUCAAUUAAUAGGUAACUAAAAUAUGUACUAAUAAUAUUUAGUAUAGAUUAUGGACUAUAAAUAUAGACAUCUUCAAUUUGGAUAGUUUGGUUUGAUUAUAGCCUAUUUGUAUGGUUAUGUGAGUGAAAUAUUGUAUUUUAAUAUACCAAUUAUAUUACAUUUUUAUAUAAUAUUUUGUAUUAAUUUUAAAUUAUAUGUAAUUGAAAUACUAGUACAUUCGUUUUUAAUAUUUUAUUAUUAAAAAAAAAAAAAAAAAAAAAUGUUAAUUAUGCUUCAUUAUUGUUUUUCCUUGUCAUCUUUAACUAUUUUAAGAAUUAACUAAAAAGUAUUUAUGUAACUAGUCAUAGAAAAUCUAAAAUUAAUAAAUCCUAAUUUUUUACUGAGAAA